Molecule: messenger RNA, 2095 nt
Organism: Anopheles arabiensis
Lineage: Eukaryota; Metazoa; Arthropoda; Insecta; Diptera; Culicidae
Product: RNA-binding protein 45-like
Exons: 3
Coding region: 152-1381 (409 amino acids)
Molecular function (GO): RNA binding
Source: RefSeq, a predicted model, not a curated record
UUUUGACAUUUGUCGUCCACAAGAACCAGUUUGUUUACAGUCGCUGCUGCCGCUGGUGACGAAGACAAUUUCGGAAAGUUUACUGCAUGUUCUGUGUGCUUUUACUCAGUUAAAUACCGUGUUUUCCGAUUGUCCAAGUAGUAAUAACACCAUGUCGGAUGUGAACCGCGCCAAAGAAAUCUCCGAGGAACCGCCAAUGUCCAGGCUGUUUGUGAUCUGCGGCAAGCAAAUCACGAAGGAGCAGCUAAUAAAACACUUCGAACCGGACGGCACAAUCGAAGAGUGUGUUGUGAUAACGGAUCGCAAGACCGGUCAGGGCAAGGGAGUUGCCUACGUAAAGUUCACCAAAACGUCGGCUGCUGCCCGUGGGCUGAGAAAGAAUGGCACUGUUGUGGAGGGUGAUACGCGACCAAUUAAAGUGAUGAUAUCCGCAAGCUACAACCGUGACAAGAACAGCGAUACGUCGGCGGACGUGAAUGAAAACCAAUUUCUGCGCCUGUUUGCAAUCGUGCCGAGCAACCGUACGGAGGAACAGCUGAAGGAAGAGUUUGGCACGCACGGGACGGUAACGCAAGUACGCCUAGUGCCGGACAAAAAGAACGACAAACAGUGUGCGGCGUACAUUAAGUUUCCCACCUUCCUUGAGACGGCCCUGGCCAUCGAGAACUGCAACCCUCAGUACAAAGCAAAAUUUUGUGUACCGCGCAGCAAGCUACAGCAGGAGCGGGAACUGAAGGGGCAGCUGUCACCGGACCCGUUCAACCGGAAGCGUGCCCAUUCGCCCGAUCGGCUGUCGACGGUUCGGGGUGACACGAAGCUGGUCGUGAUCUGUAGCAACCAGCUCAAUCAGGACCGAUUGUGGCGCCUGUUUGACAUAUGCCCUGGGAUGAAGUACUGCAGCAUUAUCACAGCUAGUGAGAUCAAUAUAACAGCAGCAGUCGUGUAUUCAAGCCGGCAGGAAGCACAGCGGGCGGUCGAUAAAAUCCACGGCCUAGAGUAUCCGCUCGGCGAACGGAUCAUCGUGCGGUUCGAGGAGGAGCUGAAGGAGGAACUCAUCACGAAGGAUACACUGACACAGUUUGGACCGCCGAAGCCGCUCGUGCCGGACGCGGUGCAGUUUGUGAAGAAAGCGUUCUUCAUCUGCAUGCCCGAGGCCGUGUCGGUGAAGCUGCUGACGGAUGCGUUUUGCCGGUUCGGUGAUCUGAUCAAGGUGUAUCUCGUGCCGGGCAAACGGCACGGCUAUGCGGAGUUUGCGAGCGAUGUUGCAGCCAACCGUGCCAUUCAGCAGCUGCACGGUAUGCAGCUGGGCGAUUGCCGGCUAAAGGUGCUGGAGUGUGCCGAGUACACGGGGGACCAGAAACGGAACCGGAUGGAGCACUAAACUCACCGAACAUCAACUAUCCGGCGGGUGAGUUGCUGCGGUAGUCAUGAUUUUUUGGCGUUCUGUUUGCUUUUCUGUUUCCUUUUCCGUUCUUUUGCAGAUGUGUUGCGUCGUGUGGAGUAGUGUACGUGGAGCGGACGGCAAACGCGAUUGUUCUACUGUUGGCCGCAUCAAAGAGCUGUUGCCAUAACUAAUUGAAGCUAUUUGUUUGCAGGUAUGUACUCAUGACGUUUGAAAUCCCUGUAAUGGUACUGUAAGCGAAUGUACAACUGACUACAACGAAAUACUGCAUUGGAAGAAGGAAUAAUAGGAAGUAAAUAGUAUGUUUGAAAUAAGAACUAUGAAUGACUUCUGGAUGUAUUGCUGUAACCUAUUCUCUGAAGUACUGUUUUAUAGUUGUUAAAAUACAUCGAAUCUCAAAUACUAAAAGAAAUGCUAGAACGUAGGAAAUUAAAAUUUAAUUAACCUUUAACAAACAAUUUCUUAAGCAAUUUGUACAAUUCAAACGGGAGAAACUAUGGAAUGGAAGAAUCAACUUGAAAUGUUGUAAUAACCGGUACACUUGCACAACUCAAACAUUGUAGAAAUUUGACUUUGAUGGAAUACUGUAAUAAUUACUAACACUAGUAAGUACUUCAACACAGUCGACUCCUUUAACAUUCGUGCCUAACUAACGAACAUGGAAUAAACCUGAGAACUUGACUGUUGUAUAAA